This is a messenger RNA of Quercus robur (English oak), 1074 nucleotides long. RefSeq lists its product as uncharacterized. The record is from RefSeq and is a predicted model, not a curated record. The transcript has a single exon. The coding region runs from base 1 to 1074 and encodes 357 amino acids. NCBI's taxonomy places the organism in Eukaryota, Viridiplantae, Streptophyta, Magnoliopsida, Fagales, Fagaceae.
AUGGCCAGGACAAGAGAUAAAAGGGAAGAUAAGCGCUUCAAGCCUCCAACUGGAAGGUUCACAAGCUUCAUUCCUCUGAACACCCCGAUUAAUCAAGUCCUGAUGCAGAUCAAGGACGAAGGGAUCCUGACAUUCCUUGGCAAGUUGAAGGGAGACCCCAACAAGAGGUCUAGAGACAAGUACUGUCAUUUCCACCAUAAUCACGGCCACGACACGUCCGAAUGCUAUGACUUGAAACAGCAGAUAGAAGCUCUCAUCAGGCAAGGGAAGUUGCAGAGGUUCAUCAGUAAGGAAAGGACAAAACAGCCCCAAGGACAGCCCGCCCGGAGAGAAAACAAGCGUCCUAGGCCACCCUUGGAAGACAUAAGGAUGAUCAUAAGGGGCAGCAUGGCUUCCAGUUCUUCCAAGAAGGCACGCAAGACCUACCUACAGAUGGUUCAGAAUGUCCAACUAAUGGGGUACGUCCUAAAAAUGGCACAAAUUGACAACCCCGUAAUUGGGUUCACGAAGGAAGAUGCUCGAUGUCUCCAUCACCCAUACGACGACGCACUUGUAGUCAGCAUAUGUGUAAGGGAUUAUAACACCCACCGAGUCCUUGUGGACAAUGGGAGCUUUGCCGAUAUCCUAUACUAUCCGGCAUUCCAACAGAAGAGGAUAAGGAGAGAACGGUUAAUUCCAACCAUCGCACCACUCGUAGAGUUUGGAGGAAGAAGGGUGCAUCCCUUAGGAGUGGUCACCCUGUCGAUAACGGUUGGAGAUUACCCUCAACAGAUCACCAAGGAUGUCACAUUCCUAGUUGUCAAUUGUUCAUCUACAUACAACGCCAUAUUGGGUCGUUCUACUUUGAAUUCAUGGAAGGCUGUGACCUUAACCUACCAUUUGAUGAUUAAGUUUCCCACCGAGUACGGAGUGGGAGAAGUAAGAGGGGAUCAAAUGGUAGCACGCGAAUGCUACGUUGCCAUGCUGGAGAUGAAUGAUCAUUUACAGACUAUAUGUAUAGAAGAACAACAGACGGUAGUAGAACCGGUGGAAGGGUUGGAAGAAGUACUCCUUGAUGAUUCUAGGCCUAAAUGA